This is a messenger RNA of Rana temporaria (common frog), 935 nucleotides long. RefSeq lists its product as uncharacterized. Lineage: Eukaryota; Metazoa; Chordata; Amphibia; Anura; Ranidae. The transcript has 4 exons. Bases 235 to 663 code for a protein of 142 amino acids. The record is from RefSeq and is a predicted model, not a curated record.
CACACUACUCUGGAGACUCUCUAUUUGGAUGGCAGAGGGAAUCAAUCGGGAGAUAGCAGCCUCGGGAAGUUUGCAUUACAUGUGAUACACCCCUGGAGGAGUAGCAGCAGCUGCCACAAAGAGAGCCACACUGGAGCAGUCACAGUAGGAGAGCAACAGAGCGCAGCUACACUGCUGUAUUCCAACUACAGGAGCACCCCAAGUUUGCAGCCUCCCAGCACCAAGGUUUGGGAAAUGGACCGACUCUGUGUCUUUGUACUGAUCACAUUGGUAGUGUACCGGGAUGGCUGCUCAGGGAAUCGGGCCAGUGUAAGCAUGGAAGAUCUCUCAGAUUCCGAUUAUCCAGAGAGCGAAUUACCAGUGAAGAGGAACCCCUAUCCUCUGGUGAGAAGUGCUGAAAGCCAGAACUGGGCAGAUCACCCCAACAUCUGCUAUUUUAUACACGAGAGUCAGUCAGAGGGCCAGAUCUCUUGCAGGCUGCGCUUUACUCGGAGCAAGUUUAACUUUAACCCCUUUGGACUGCGCUUUGGAAAGCGAGAUCACAGCAGCUUAGCCACAAAGAGAUUUCCCGAAACCUCCAGUGGCCAUUUUCUAUAUUACCUUCUGAAACUGAAGGACAAACAGACUCCAGCGUGCGGACUGGCCUCUGCUGAGCAAUGCUAGCUGGGAUUUUAUAUUUGUGAAUUCAUUAUUAUGUUUGUUGAUAUUUUAUAUCCCUAUUUCUGUUCUGAGUCUCAUUUUCUGUACAGUUCAGUCUUGUUGGAAGGACACAAUCAGAAUCCUAAUGCACUAUGUUUGUGUUGUCUUCAGUAAUACCGUUAUAUAUCUUUGCCUUUAAUUAUCUGUUUUUGUUGUGUUUUUAAUAAAAGUGUUUUGCAAGUGUCCCUAUUUCUAAAUAAACAGUGCACAUUUGUGUUGAAGUAGACGAAGUUUGA